AUGAAAGCACCGAUUUUCAAGAACGAUUUGAAUCUCGAUGCAACGGAGCUAAGAUUGGGUCUGCCAGGUUCGGAUGAACCUGACAGACAAUCAUCUUCAUCUUCUUUACCGCUGAUCAAGAACAACAAGCGAUCUUUUUCGGAAUUCGAUGAUUCAAGUGAAAAGCAAGACCGUGUUGCACAAGCUCCUAAGGCACAAGUGGUCGGUUGGCCGCCAGUAAGAUCUUAUCGGAAAAAUGCCAUCCAGCAGCAGAAAAAACCCGAGCCCGAAAAUGGGCUCGGGUUUUUCGUUAAAGUGAGUAUGGAUGGAGCUCCGUAUCUAAGGAAAAUCGAUCUCAAGUUCUACAACAAUUACUCUGAUCUUCUCAAGGCCUUGGAGAGCAUGUUCAAGUGCACAAUAGGUGUGUACUCGGAGCGCGAAGGCUAUAACGGAUCCGAAUAUGAACCGACUUAUGAAGAUAAAGACGGCGACUGGAUGCUAGUCGGGGACGUCCCGUGGGAAAUGUUCGUCACUUCUUGCAAGAGAUUAAGAAUCAUGAGAGGCUCGGAAUCUAAAGGCUUGAGAUCUCUGUACUAA
Striga hermonthica is the source of this 576-nucleotide messenger RNA. The record is from the annotation of a GenBank genome assembly. Lineage: Eukaryota; Viridiplantae; Streptophyta; Magnoliopsida; Lamiales; Orobanchaceae.